This is a messenger RNA of Parus major (Great Tit), 7884 nucleotides long. Its product is annotated as exocyst complex component 6B. Gene Ontology annotation, cellular component: exocyst; membrane. The transcript has 22 exons. The record is from RefSeq and is a predicted model, not a curated record. Gene Ontology annotation, biological process: Golgi to plasma membrane transport; intracellular protein transport; exocytosis. Lineage: Eukaryota; Metazoa; Chordata; Aves; Passeriformes; Paridae.
AUGGAAUCCCGGGGGUACCGGGAAGGGCAGUGCCGGUGCGCCCGAACCCGGGGGGGCUCCAGGGAGCGCCCCGAACUCUGGGAUUCCUUUGGCUCCCCCAUCCCGGAGCGCCGGGAGACCCUCGGGAAUCCCCAGAAAGCUCCGGGACCCCGCGGGGAACCCCCGGGAUCCCUCGGAAGGCUCCAGAGGACCGGGACCACCGGGACCACCGGGAACACAGGGACCCCCACACAAAGCUGCGGCUCCCCGGGACUCCGGGACCCCCCGGGACUUCCCGGACCCCUCGGGAAUCUCCGGACCCCGGGAUCUCCCAAGAACCCUCCAGAAACCUCUGAACCCCUCGGACCUUCCGGACCCUCCGGGACCCCCCGGGACCCCCCGGGACCCCCGCCCAUGUUCCGGCGGGAUGAGCGCAGCCGCUCCACGGUGGCUCGGGGGUCUGCGCUGGACAUGGAACUGCGCCGGGGUCGCUGCUGCCCUCCGGUCCCGGCCUCGCAGGUACGGGAACACCGGGAACAGCGGGAUCAGCCCGGGCACGGAGCCACGGGGGCGGCCGCGACCGCUCCCUGCCCCCCGGGCCCCCCCCGGCCUGUCCCGCUGCCCCGGCCCAGCCGGGAAUUCCGGUGGGAUCCGGUACAGCGGGAAUCGCCCGCGCCCCCGGCACCCGACGGGGACUGGGAGGGACUGGGAGGGACUGGGAGGGGGCUCCUGGUUCACCUGGCGGUCUUGGGGUACCCAUUCACCCAGUACCGGCUGCAUUUUGGGGGUCCCGGUCCCUGGGGGAGUCUUGGUGCAUUUGGGGGUUCCCAGUUCAGCCAGUACCGGCUGUAUUUUGGGGGUCCCGGUCCCCGGGGGGGUCUUGCCCCAUUUGCUGCCUGGUUUACGACCUGUCCCUCCAUCCCAGGAGGGCAAUUUUGGGCUCAGAUUUGGGCUGUUCCCCCUGUUUUUCCUGGAGGAGGAGCUGGCAGAGCUGAGCUGGCGUGUCCCUGCAGGUCUGUGUACGAUGGUGAGGAGCACGGGCGCUUCAUGGAGAAGCUGGAGGCGCGGAUCCGCAACCACGACCGCGAGAUCGAGAAGAUGUGCAACUUCCACUACCAGGGCUUCGUGGAUUCCAUCACCGAGCUCCUCAAGGUCCGGGGGGAAGCCCAGAAACUCAAGAACCAAGUGACGGACACCAACCGGAAACUGCAGAACGAGGGGAAAGAACUGAUCCUGGCCAUGGAGGAGCUGAGGCAGUGCCGGCUGCAGCAGAGGAACAUCUCGGCCACGGUGGAUAAACUCACGCUGUGUCUCCCCGUGCUGGAGAUGUACAGCAAGCUGCGGGAGCAGAUGAAAUCCAAGAGGCACUACCCAGCCCUGAAAACCCUGGAGCACCUGGAGCACACCUUCCUGCCCCAGGUGAGCCACUACCGCUUCUGCAAGGUGAUGCUGGACAACAUCCCCCGCCUGCGCCAGGAGAUCAAGGAGCUCUCCAUGUCCGACCUCAAGGAUUUCCUGGAGAGCAUCCGCAAGCACUCGGACAAGAUCGGAGAGACCGCCAUGAAACAGGCACAGCAGCAGAGAAACCUGGACAACAUCGUGUCCCAGCAGCCCAGGAUUAGCGGGGGGAAGAAAUCCAAGAAGGAAUUCAGCGCCAGUUCCGAGCUGGAGGUGAAGAACACCAGCCCCAUGUCGGAGCAGGAUUCGGGGAUCCUGGAUGUGGAGGAUGAGGAUGAGGAGGAAGAGUCCUUUGUUCAGGAAAACCUGGAAGCCAGGCUGGGUCUGCACAAUGAACAGUUCCGGGAGCGGCGGGAACGGGAGAAGCUCCCACAAAAAAAUGGGAUUUUGGGGCUGUGUCGUGUGGAAGGGGACGGGAAAGCUCCGAAAUGGCUGUACACAAAAUUUGGGGUGUUCCCAAGGGCGGUGGUGCCCUCGGAGAGGCUUUUCCUUGGAUCCUUUGGAAUCCACGGGCAUCCAUCCAGCUCCUCCUGCAGCUCCUCCUGCAGCUCGGCCAUGGCCUCGUCCCUGCUGGCCAAGGUUCCGUCCAGCCACUCCAGGACCCGCUGGUGCCUGGAGAUCAACCCCAGCUGCCUCAGCCCGGCCUCGGUCAGCCGGCUCACCCUGGCCCUGCCGGGGGCCGGCUCCGUGCUGUCCCUGGUGGUCUGGGUGUCCUGGGUGCUGGGCACGCUGCGGCUGGUGCCCGGAGCCCUGCUCUGGACCGAGGUGGAGGGUGCUGCUGGCGUGGGGGACGCUGGCCGGUGGCCGGUGCCGGGGUCACGGGCGGGCGCCGGCGCCUCCUGGGCCGGCCUGGCGGGGGGCACGGCCACCUGCAGGGGACAGAGGGGCAUUUUCCAGGGAGCCCGGGAGACCUUUGAGAGCUACUACAGGAAGCAGAGGAGAAAACAAGCUCGGCUGGUGCUGCAGCCUCCCUCCAACAUGCACGAAACUUUAGACGGCUACAGGAAGUAUUUCAAUCAAAUUGUAGGGUAGGUGUUCCUUUUAUACACGGCCCUGCUAAAAACGGGUGUCCUGGGGAGUCCAGAAAAACCGGGAGAGGAGGGAAUGUUGCUAUUUUUGGUGGUCCUUGAAGCCAAAACGGGACAGAAAAAGAUACCCCUGGCUGCUGCUGCAGGAAUUUGGGAUCACCCCUUGGCCUGGCACCAGCCUCCAGGGGAAUGUCCUGACCCAGCAGGAAAACUUUCCCCUCACAUUCGUCCCCCCAACUCUUCUUUCCCCAGAAACAUCCUUGACUCAGACAACUACAGCCCCAUCCCGGUGUCAAAUGAAGAAGUUUAUAAGAAAAUUGUUGGACAGUUCCCAUUCCAGGAUGCUGAACUCGAAAAGCAACCCUUCCCAAAGAAGUUCCCCUUCUCGGAGUUCGUGCCCAAGGUCUACAGCCAGAUCAAGGAGUUCAUCUACGCCUGCCUCAAGUUCUCCGAGGACCUGCACCUCAGGUGGGAAGGGCUGGCACUGGGAGAGCUCAGCUGGCUCCAGACAUGGAUUCUGUCCCUUUGGAAGUGGCCCUGGAGCAGUGGGGCCUCUCCUGGAGGGGGCAAUCCCAGGAUGGUUUGGGUUGGAAGGAGCUUUGGGGAUCACCUGGUGCCAGCCCAUCACAGGGACACCUCCCACCAUGCUCCAAGCCUCCUCCAGCCCGGCCUUGGGCACUUCCAGGGAAUUCUGGGCUCCCAGGACAAUCCCAGUUGUGUGAGGAGAGAGGGGCUGCUUCCUCCCAGGUGUUUCUGCAGCAGUAUUUUAAUAAAUAGAUCCCAGCUCGUCCAGAUCAUCAUCAACACCACCCACCUGGAGAAAUCCUGCAAGUUCCUGGAGGAGUUCAUCACCAACAUCACCAACGUCCUCCCCGAAACCGUCCACACCACCAAGCUCUACGGGACCACCACCUUCAAGGACGCCCGGCACGCCGCUGAGGAGGAGAUCUACACCAACCUCAACCAGAAGAUUGACCAGUUCCUGCAGCUGGCAGACUACGACUGGAUGGCCCCGGAGCCGGGCAGCCGGGCCAGCGACUACCUGGUGGAUCUCAUCGGCUUCCUGCGCAGCACCUUCGCCGUGUUCACCCACCUCCCGGGGAAGGUGGCCCAGACCGCCUGCAUGUCGGCCUGCAAACACCUCUCGACGUCGCUGCUGCAGCUGCUGCUGGAGGCCGAGGUCCGGCAGCUGACGCUGGGCGCCCUGCACCAGUUCAACCUGGACGUGGAGGAGUGCGAACAGUUUGCCAGAUCCGGCCCAGUGCCUGGGUUCCAAGGGGACACGCUGCAGUUGGCCUUCAUCGACUUGAGACAACUCCUGGAUCUGUUCAUCCAGUGGGAUUGGUCGACGUAUCUGGCCGACUACGGACAGCCCACGUGCAAGUACCUUCGUGUGAACCCCACCACAGCCCUCAUCCUGCUGGAAAAGAUAUCCCGGGUGAUGCGGGACACCAGCAGGAAAAACAACGUUUUCGCCCAAUUCCGGAAAAACGAGCGGGACAAGCAGAAGUUGAUCGACACCGUGGCCAAGCAGCUGCGCGGCCUCAUCAACAGCCACCACUCCUGAGGGGCUCGGGAUCUCCUUCCCGCCGCCUGGACUUCGGGAAUCUCGCUCGGAGAGAAGAUUUGUAUUUUUUUAUUCGCCUGGAAAGUCUCCGCGGAGCCUCCCCCCAACGGCAAAACGCUCCCGGCGGAACAAUCCUGGGAAAAGAGGUGGUGCCAGGGGUGUCCUGGAUAAACUCCUAUUUUCAGGGGUUUAGGAAGGGGUGGGAAUUCUUGGAGCCUGGGAGAAGUUCACACCCAGACUGGGUUGUGUUUUGGUUUUUGGGGUUUUUUUUUGUUUUUUUGGCAAAGCCAAAGUGAAGGGAUCAUCCUGCCUUGCUUUUGUUAAUUUAUUCCCUUGGGAAACAGAGAAAUCUGGGAAGAGCCGUGGGUUUGGGUUCUCUGGGAAGAGGGCGACCCCGAGUGUGUCCUGUGGUUUGGAUUUAGGUAGGAAAAAGGGAUUUCCCAGGUUUUUCUCUCCUCUCUUCCACCUCCACGGGCUGAUUUCCACGUUAGUCCGCAAAUCCCUGGAAUCCCUUUCCUGUGUGUCCAUAACCAUCCCUGAGCUCCACUCCAGGACCUGCCAGGGGCUGUGGGAUCAUGGAGAAGGGACAGCCGAAGGAUAAUCUGGGAAUUUGUCCUGUGUCACCGCUCCGGGGCUGGGAUGCUGCUGGACACAUCCAUGGAUGGGGAGCCGGAGGGGACGGAUGCUCCACAGGGAUGCUGGGAAGGCACACCAGGAUCUCCCGGGAGUCCAGGAGGCGUUUUUCCCUCUCUUUUCCCAUCUUCCCUCUCCUCCUGAUGGUUCCAUGGGGAAAACUUGGCAGUGGGACAUUCCCCAUGGAGCAGCCCUGCUCCAAAGUGCCUGUGGAUAAAAUUCCCCCUGUCCCAAAGACCCCCAGACAUCCUCUGCUCAAACCAGGCAGCCACCAACGGGAUUUAAUCCCAGAAUCCCGCUUCCCGAGGGGGAUUUUCGCCUUCUCGUCACCCUUCUGCCUUUAAUUCCUCACAUUAUCCAGCUGCAUUCCCAAAGCCUUGAAUGGAAUCCAGAUCCCCCUGGUUGUUGUUGCAGCCCUGGAAGUGCUGCUCCCGUGCCCAUUCCCAACCCUCGGGAUGCGCCAAUCCGGAGGUUCUGCCUUCCCGCCUUGCUCCACAGCAAUAUUUUGGGGCUGGUUUUCAUUUGGAGAGGGUUUGUUUGGCUCAAUCCCAAAAUUAAACGGGAACACGGUCGGGAACGACCCCCUGGAGCUCUGGGGCUGUCCCAGCCGCCUCCACCUAGAGGGACCAAGGGAUUAUUUUCACCAGGAAGAGGGAAAACUUGCAAUUCCUUGGUUUUGGAGAGGGAUCGAGGGUUCCUUGUGAGCUCCUCCUGGAGGGAUUUGGAGAGGGAUGGAGGGAAAAGCAGCAGGUGAAGGAAAGUCGGAGUCAGUGUGGCCAGAACGGGAUCAGCUUUGGAGACACCUCUGGAAACGACGCAGAGGGACAAGGGAUGGGAAUUCUGGGAGUGGGACGGAGCAGGAGCAGAAGCCCUGGGGACACAGGGAAGGGAUUUUGUGCUGCCAUCCUGAAAUUCCGUUUUUCCCACCUAUAUUUCACUCCACGAGGCAUUCCCACAAAAAACCCCCAGCACAGCCAAGGCAAGGCCUCCUUUCAGACACUCCAGGCAGCUCCCACCCUUCCCAAAUCCACGCUGGGCUCCAUUCCCGUCUCCCCGAGCUGUAAUUCCAGGAGCAGCGACCUGGGAUGGGUUUCCUCACUCCUUCAGGCUCUUCUUGGAGAAACCAGCAUUGGGAUCCUCCAAACUGGCUCCCGGUGCUCAGGAUUUGCUGUUGGGAAAGUCAAAUCCGGCCAAGGGAGAAAUUCAGGGAGUUCCUCCUGAUCUCAGGAGGUCAAGAGCCGGAACCGCAAGUCAGAGCCCGGGAUGAAAAAUGGGAUUUUGGGACUCUGGUCCCAAUUAACUUUUUGUUCUGAGAGAUGCGGCUCCAUCCCUUCCAAACAAAAUUAAUCUUUUAAACAGAUUGCCCCCCACCAAAAAAAAAAAAACCCUGGAAGACAUCCCAAAUCCCUUCUCAGUCUCUUCCUAAUGAUGGGUGUCCUCCGACACGGAUGGAAUUGCUUAGGAGGGAAAAGUGGCUGCAGGGAAUUUAAAAGGGGGAGGGGAGGGUGGGAAACAGGGGCAGGACCCGAAUCCAAGAUUUCCAGCUUCCCAAAAUAAAUAAUGCUGCUCUCACACCUCGCUCCACACCCCUUGAACAUUCCUUAGUGGGUUUUAUUUAUUAAGAAAAGAAAAUUAGAUUAUUCCGUAAUUUUUCCCGGCUCCAGCAAAUAUAUUCCAGCACCAGUGGGGAAAAAAGUACAUUAAAACCCAAAUUCGGCUUCCCAAGAAGCUUCUUUCCUUCUUCAGGAGCUGUCAGGCAUUCCAGGAGUUGGGAAAAACCCUAUAAAAGGUGUCCAAAGCGGGAAUUUGCAGCCCAGCCCAUCUGUAGGAUGUUCUCGCUGAGCCAUCAGCACAUGCGAGGUGGGAACGGAGAGGUUUUCCUGGGAAUUUUUGGGUAUUCCUGGGGCUGCAGUCCAAGCCAGAUGCUCCCAGUGGUUUUUGCACUUUGUUCCAGAUCCAGCCCCAGCUCCCGCUCGGAUGGGGACGGGAGGAGUUGGGAAGAUGCUGUUUUGGGGUUGUUUUUCCCCCGGAUUGGCUGCUUGGGGGAAGGUGGAAUUUCGGAUGAGAGCUGUGGGAAGGUCCACAGUGGACCCAAAUUCCUUGGAAAGUUCUGGGAAGCGAGGCUGGGAUGGACCCAGGGCCGCUCCAGGGGCAUCGCUGCUGUCGCUUCCCUCACGCUGAAGUUCUGGCACCAAAUCCCAACCAAAUUCCAAAUCCUGGGCAGAGAUUCCUCAGCCUUGGAUGUCUCCUGGCUCUGCUGGGCUUUUCCCGUUAGUUCUGGGUUGGGUUUGGUGCUUUUGUGGACCUUGGAGGGGUUUGGAGCAUCCAGACUCCAUCCCACGCUCCGGUUGGAUUCGAGUCCCAUCCCUGGGAGCUGCAGGAUUUUUGGGAUCUCUGUCCCAUUUUUCCUACAGCUCCGUGGGGCUGGAGACCCCUCAUUUCCACCCCCCCAGCACCAUUCCAUGUUUAUCCCACUGCUGGCAGCCCCAAGGGAACACAAAUCCCAUAAAUCCCAUCCCAAAUGACUCCAGGAUGAUCCUAGCUCUGCUGCCCACCGGGAACGCCGUGGAUCGGAGGGAAGCGACCCCAAAACACCGGGAUUGGCUGGGAUUCACCCCAAAAAUGCCGGGAUGGAGGCGGGGAGCUCAGGGGAGUUUGCUUCACCCCAAAGCUGCUGCUCCAAUCUCUCAGCCCCAGGGCUGGAUUUGGGAAGCUUUUCCCAGAGCUGGGAUCCAUCCCCACUUGCAGCUUCCCAAAAAUUCCAUGGGCAGCUCUGGAAUCCUGCCCUGUCCCAGCUGAUCCCUGCCUUGGCUCAUCCCUCAGAUUCUGUUUUUUCAGGAAAAGCCCCCCCAGCUCUCCCAUCCCACAUCCCAUCCCUCCCUGUCCACCGGGGUUGCCUUUUCCCGUUGAUUUUGGGGUGGAAGGACCUGAUUUUGGGAACCAAGGUGAUGAAAACAGCUUUUUUUGCACAAGUUGUUGCACAAUAAGGGGAAAAUUUAGCAAAUUAGGUUUAACUUUAAAGGGAAUUUUGUUGUUUUGUUUUUGUUUUUUUUCCUUUAAAACUCGCUAGCAGAGCUACUGAUUCCAAGAGGAAAAAGAGCUGGAAUGGCUGGAGAAAGGACUGCAUGGUUUACAGGUUCAAUUCUGUUAGAAAUUAGCAUGUUGGACAUUUAUCCUGGUGUAAUUACAAUUAAACAAAUACAGCAUUUAACGGUUUCA